Chionomys nivalis (European snow vole) is the source of this 864-nucleotide messenger RNA. Its product is annotated as mitotic spindle assembly checkpoint protein MAD2A-like. Gene Ontology annotation, cellular component: nucleoplasm; cytoplasm; kinetochore. Bases 64 to 693 code for a protein of 209 amino acids. The transcript has 2 exons. The record is from RefSeq and is a predicted model, not a curated record. Gene Ontology annotation, biological process: mitotic spindle assembly checkpoint signaling. Lineage: Eukaryota; Metazoa; Chordata; Mammalia; Rodentia; Cricetidae.
AGGAGCUGAGCCAUAAGGCGGCCGUGUGCGUGAAGCUGACAACGUUCUCUGUUAGGCCUAGCGAUGGCACAGCAGCUCGCCCGGGAGCAAGGCAUUACCCUGCGCGGGAGCGCGGAGAUCAUGGCCGAAUUUUUCUCAUUUGGCAUCAACAGCAUUUUGUAUGAGCGUGGCAUAUAUCCGUCGGAAACCUUUACUCGAGUGCAGAAGUAUGGACUCACCCUGCUUGUAACUACUGACCCCGAGCUCAUAAAGUAUCUCAGUAAUGUGAUGGAGCAGCUAAAAGAUUGGCUCUACAAGCGCUCAGUCCAGAAACUGGUGGUGGUCAUCUCCAAUAUUGACAGUGGAGAGGUCCUUGAAAGAUGGCAGUUAGAUAUUGAAUGCGACAAAACUGCAAAAGAAGAUGGUGUUAAAAGAUGGUGUUGUAGAGAAAAAUCACAGAAAACCAUCCAGGAUGAACUCCGUUCAGUCAUCAGGCAGAUCACAGCUACUGUGACUUUUUUGCCACUGCUGGAAGUUUCUUGUUCAUUUGAUCUGCUGAUUUACACAGACAAAGAUUUAGUUGUACCUGAAAAAUGGGAGGAAUCAGGACCCCAGUGCAUUACCAAUUCUGAAGAUGUCCGUCUACGCUCAUUCACUACCACAAUCCACAAAGUGAACAGAAUGGUGGCCUACAAAAUCCCUGUCACUGACUGAAGAGAAGGUAAAGAAAGCCAGGAUCCUUGUUUGAUAAACGUUCCUCGUUGUUCCAUUUCUUGGGUUCCUCCUGGACUUGCCAUAAAGUCAGCAUAACAAGACUGCUGCACAUUAAGGCAAACCGACCGAUCUUUGUCAACAUUGUGGAGUGGAGUCCUUUAAAAGUGGUCA